CUCUCUCUCUCUCUCUCCGCGCUCGCUCGCGUGGGGAAAGCACUUUGCAGCAGGAGCAGCAGGAGCAGAGAGAGGGAACGAGACAGAGAGAGAGAGAUAGAAAGAGGGAGCAAGGGAGGGGGGGCGAGAGAGAGAGAGAGGGAAGGGAGGGGGCGAGGACGUGCUCAGCCUCUGCAGGAUGGAGCCAAGCCCCGGCGGCUUCCCGGGAACUUCCCUUUGAGAGAGGGAGAAGAGCAGAGCAGAGCCUCGCUGGGCUCCCUGGCUGCUUCUCCGUCUCCUCUGCAGGAUCCUCUCCCUGCCAUGAGAGCCGCAGCCAAACUUUGCCCGCUGGCUCCCGGAGGAUGAGUGUGCUGAUGAGGCUGUGGGUGAUGAGGAUGCGGAGAGCGGCAUGAAGGCGGCGGCGGCGGCGGCGUUGGCGUGGCUGGAGAUUCGCAGGGAGGAGAGCAGAGGCAAUGGGCUCUUAAAGUGACCACAUCCCAAAGCCACCUCCCCAUCAUCCCCAAUCCCCUUCCCUCCCUCCUUCCCUUCCUCCCAGCUGCACAAUCAACAGGCGCCCAGAGGAGGAGGGGAGUGGGGAGGAGGCUCCGGGGCACCCAGCCGUGAGCGAUGGAUGUGGAUGAUACUCCCUGCCGCCUGCUGCUACUACUGCUGCUCACUCUCUGGUGGACUCCUCCGUCGGGCGCCCUCAUCAACCUCAAGUAUGCGGUGGAGGAGGAGCAGCGUGCUGGCACCGUGGUGGCCAACAUCGCCAAAGAUGCUCGGGACGCCGGCUUUGUGCUGGACCUCCGCCAGCCGGCCGCCUUCCGGGUGGUCUCCAACUCGGCCCCACACCUGGUGGACAUCAACCCAGGCUCAGGCCUGCUGGUGACCAAGCAGAAGAUCGACCGGGACCUGCUCUGCCGGCAGAGCCCCAAGUGCGUCAUCUCCUUGGAGGUCAUGUCCAGCUCCAUGGAGAUCUGCGUGGUCAAGCUGGAGAUCAAGGAUCUCAAUGACAAUGCGCCCAGCUUCCCCACUGACCAGAUCGCCCUGGAGAUCUCUGAGACGGCCAGCCCGGGGACACGGGUGCCACUGGAGAGUGCCUACGACCCGGACUCGGGCAGCUUCGGGGUGCAGAGUUAUGAGAUCACACCCAAUGACCUCUUUGGGCUGGAGACCAAGACGCGGGGUGAUGGCUCUCGCUUUGCCGAGCUGGUGGUGGAGAAGAGCCUGGACCGCGAGACCCAGUCGCACUAUAGCUACAUGAUCACGGCUUUGGAUGGGGGUGACCCACCCAACUUUGGCACCGUGGAGUUGAACAUCAGGGUCAUUGACUCCAAUGACAACAACCCCCUCUUUGAAGAGCCGUCCUACACCGUCAGCGUGCCCGAGAACUCUCCUUCUGGCACACCGGUGAUCAGGCUCAACGCCACAGACCCUGAUGAGGGCACCAAUGGGCAAGUGCUGUACUCCAUCCACAGCUAUGUGUCUGAAAAGGCCAGGGACCUCUUCCAGAUUAAUCCCCAAACUGGGCUGAUCACAGUCAUUGGUGCCAUUGACUAUGAGGAAGGCCAUGCAUACGAACUGGAUGUGCAGGCCAAGGAUCUCGGCCCUAACUCUAUUCCCGCCCACUGCAAAGUGACAGUCAGUGUACAAGAUGCCAAUGACAACCCUCCUCUCAUUAACUUGCUCUCUGUGAACAGUGAGUUGGUGGAGGUCAGUGAAAACGCUCCUCCAGGUUAUGUCAUAGCCCUGGUGAGAGUUUCUGACCGCGAUUCUGGUGCUAAUGGACGAGUGCAAUGCAAGCUGCUGGGCAGUGUGCCUUUCCGCCUGCAAGAAUACGAGAGCUUCUCCACCAUCUUGGUGGAUGGACGCUUGGACAGGGAGCAAAGGGACCAGUACAACCUCACCAUCCAGGCUAAAGACAAUGGGAUCCCCUCUUUGCAAGCGACCAAGUCCUUCACUGUCAAGAUCACGGAUGAAAAUGACAACCACCCUCAUUUCUCGAAACCGUACUACCAGGUCAUUGUGCAAGAGAAUAAUACCCCUGGGGCCUACCUCCUUUCUGUUUCUGCCAGGGACCCUGAUCUAGGCCUUAAUGGCAGUGUCUCCUAUCAGAUUGUGCCCUCCCAAGUCCGAGACAUGCCUGUCUUUACCUAUGUCUCCAUCAACCCCAACUCAGGAGACAUCUAUGCCUUGAGGUCCUUCAACCACGAGCAAACCAAGUCCUUUGAGUUCAAAGUCUUGGCCAAAGAUGGAGGCAACCCUUCCUUGCAAAGCAAUGCCACCAUCCGAGUCAUUGUCUUGGAUGUCAAUGACAACACCCCUGUGAUAACUGCCCCUCCUCUAGUCAAUGGGACUGCGGAGGUCUACAUCCCCAGGAAUGCCGGGGUUGGCUACUUGGUGACUGUGGUCAAGGCAGACGACUAUGAUGAAGGAGAGAAUGGGAGACUUUCCUAUGAGAUGGCAGAGGGAGACCGAGGGUUUUUUGAGAUUGACCAGGUGAAUGGCGAGAUAAGGACCACCAGAGCUUUUGGGGAGAAUUCAAAGACUACGUACGAGUUGAUCGUGGUGGCUCAUGACCAUGGGAAAACUUCUCUCUCCGCUUCUGCCUUGAUUUUGAUAUACCUUUCUCCGUCUCUGGACGCCCAGGAAUCCAUAGGAUCUGUUAACCUGUCCCUGAUUUUUAUUAUCGCCCUGGGUUCUAUCGCCGCCAUCCUGUUCGUCACCAUGAUCUUUGUUGCAGUGAAGUGUAAGCGGGAUAACAAAGAAAUUAGGACCUACAACUGCAGAAUUGCAGAGUACUCCUACGGGCAUCAAAAGAAAUCCAACAAGAAGAAAAAGAUCAGCAAGAAUGACAUCCGCCUCGUGCCGCGCGAUGUAGAGGAGACCGAUAAAAUGAACGUUGUGAGCUGCUCUUCCCUCACCUCCUCCCUCAAUUACUUUGACUAUCACCAACAGACGUUGCCUCUGGGUUGCCGCCGGUCGGAAAGCACCUUUCUCAAUGUGGAGAACCAAAACAAUAGGAACACGGGGUCCAACCACGUCUACCACCACACCUUCACGGGCCAGAGUCCUCAGCAGCCGGAUCUCAUCAUCAAUGGGAUGCCACUUCCAGAGACGGAAAACUACUCGUUUGAUUCCAACUAUGUCAACAGCAGAGCCCAUUUAAUCAAAAGCAGUUCGACAUUCAAAGACUUGGAGGGGAACAGCCUGAAGGACAGCGGGCACGAAGAGAGUGACCAGACAGAUAGCGAACAUGACGUCCAGCGUGGCCUGUACUGUGACACGGCUGUGAAUGAUGUCUUGAACACCAGCGUCACCUCCAUGGGGUCUCAGGUGCCUGAACAAGAUCAGAGUGAAGGCUUUCAUUGCCGGGAAGAGUGUCGGAUCCUUGGCCACUCUGAUCGUUGUUGGAUGCCCCGGAAUCCGGUCCCCAGCCGAGCGAAAUCCCCCGAACAUGGAAGAAACGUCAUGUCCCUUUCUAUAGAAGCCACCACUGUGGAUACAGAGCUUUACGAAGACUGUGGCGCCAAGAGGACUUUUGCGACGUUUGGCAAAGAUGGGAGCGAGCCUGUCUCCGAAGAGCGGGGCCCGGUCAACGCAAAAGGUAAAAGGACAGUGGAUCUCCCCCUCUGUAGCCCCAAAGUGAACGGCGCAGUCCGGGAGGCAGGGAACGGCUGCGAGGCUGUGAGUCCCAUCACGUCGCCUGUCCACCUGAAGAGCCCCUUGUCGAGCAAAUCAGUGUCCUUCAGCAAAACGCACUGCCCGGCAAACCGUGACCUGGAAUCGUUUGUAAACAAUGGCCCUUCUCGGCCCAUGGAGGCAGAGCCGAGAGGCGCAGACAGUGAAAACAUAAUGCAUGAGAUUAACCCUCUUCUGCAAGAAUGUAGAGAGAAAGACUCGCCCGGCGUGAAGAGGCUAAAAGACAUAGUACUCUAAAGCCACACUGGAGAGGAGGGGACGCGGGGCGGGGGCAGUACAGGGCGUAUGUAUUGUUUUUAACAGCUUACUGAUGGUUCACACAUUUGCUGUAAUUUAAAAGCUUUCCCUAAAUGUAUUGUUUAUAAAAUGAAGCUAUCCUUCAUGUGACAAUCCCACUUGGUUCAACAGGGGACAGGGGCGUUGGUCAGAGCAAAGCGAGCACCCUUUCUUCCCCAGUUUUCCUGUGUCUGGAGUGGCGGAACAGUGGCCGUUUGGUGAAUGGAAAUAUUGUCGAGAAAGUAUUUUGAAAUUAUAUAUUUUUGUAGCUCAAAACCUUUAAUGUGAAAUCCCAUUCUAUAUGAAGAACUGAGGGUUUUUUUUUCGUGUCAGGAGCAACUUGAGAAACUGCAAGUUGCUUCUGGUGCAAGAUAAUUGGCUGUCUGCAAGGAUGUUGCCCAGGGGAUGCCCAGAUAUUUUUGAUGGUUUACCAUCCUUGUGGGAGGCUUCUCUCAUGAAAAGCAUACUAUGAAAAAGGCACUGAAUGCCCCUGUUUAUUUAACCUGCCCCUUAUUAGAAUCAUAGAAUCAUAGAAUCAAAGAGUUGGAAGAGACCUCAUGGGCCAUCCAGUCCAACCCCCUGCCAAGAAGCAGGAAUAUUGCAUUCAAAUCACCCCUGACAGAUGGCCAUCCAGCCUCUGUUUAAAAGCUUCCAAAGAAGGAGCCUCCACCACAUUAUUAAAUCAAUAGGAGCCCUCAGUGGCACAACGGGUUAAACCCUUGUGCCGGCAGGACUGAAGAGCGACAGGUCGGAGGUUUGAAUCCGGGGAGAGCGUGGAUGAGCUCCCUCUGUCAGUUCCAGCUCCCAUGCAAAGGAGACAUGAGAGAAGUCUCCCACAAGGGUGGUAAAAUAUCAAAACAUCCGGGCAUCCCCUGGGCAAUGUCCUUGCAGACUGCCAAUUCUCUCACACCAGAAGUGACUUGUUUCUCAAGUCACUCCUGACAUGAAAAAUAUAUAUAAAUAAAUGGGGUGCCCAUUCCUCAUGGCAUAACAGCAAACUGGGAAGAUUCCUGUUUUGGUAUCAGAGCUCUAUGGAGCUGUGGCUUGUGAGUUUUCACCCUGAACCAGAGCUAAAUGUCUGCUUUGAGGAUGUUGCUCUUUUGCAAUGAACCGCCCCUGCCUUUAGAAUCCUUUUGCUGCCACUUGCUUCUCUGUACUAUUAUUGUAUUUGGUAUUGCAAAUUCCUGUAUGUCUAGUGAUGGAAAAGGCUUUGAAGUUUCUUGGUUCCUUUUUUUUGGGUGGUGGUUUUUCUACAAACAAACAAACAAAAAAAUUGUAAAAACUUGGGAAAAAAUGCAAAAGUUAGAGUGAGUCUUGUCACUGCUUGUCAUUUUGCCAAAUGUUUCUCUUUCUUUCCCCAUCAUUGUGCAGCGUUUCUUUCCCAUGUCAUUUCGGGGUUAUUCUGGCAUCUCAUUUGCAACUGUUAGAUACACAUGCUGAAAUUUUUAUGAAAUCAUUCCUUUUCCCCCCCUUGCAGUCUCAAGGAAAUAUGAAGCAUAAUUUCUCUAAAAGUAACACUGAUUUCCAGGAAUGAAUGUUUUCUGUUUUUUUUGAAAACUGUCAGAACCAGAAGAGGGGAAGGAUGCUUCUCAGCUUAAUGCAUAUUCACUGCCACACUUCCAUGACUUAAAAUAUUUCUCUCAUGUUUAAAUGCAUUUGCCCCAUCCAUUGUCCCAUUGCUGUGUAGCAUUGCCACACCAGUGAUGCUCAUUUAGUUAACUAAAGCCACUGGUAUCUUAAUGCUGUAUAAGGUGGCUCCCUUAAUGUUUUCAGAUGGCAUCUCCGAUGGUGUGUUAUUGUUGACUAUGCUGGCUUGGAUUUAUAGUUCUAUAGGUUUAUGUGGGAGACAUCAUGCAUAAGUAGACAUUAUGCUGACAUAAGUCUAUGGGCUGACACCAUGCAUAAGUAGAGUCCUGGCAUUAUAGAUUAGUCUUUUUUCUUAGAUGCAUUGUUCCUGAAUCCACCUCUUCUCAUUGUGUUUAUGUCGGCACAGUUCAGUUUCCCCACUUGCUCAAGGUGUAAGCAGUCAUGGUUCUCCAGAUGUGUUGGACAGCAUAGCCAAAGGGGAAGGAUGCUGGGAAUUGCAGUCCAACAACACCUGGAGAGCCAUAGCUGCCCAACCCUGGGCUAUAUUCAUGGUUGUCUGAGUUCCCAUCCCAAACAUGUCCAAGCUUUUCAAGAGAUCCCAAAUAGUGGCCUUUCUUCAUGACUAUACCAGAGAUGUCUAAACAUCUAAUACAGUGGUUCUCAACCUGUGGGUCCUCAGGUGUUUUGGCCGACAACUCCCAGAAAUCCCAGCCAGCUUACCAGCUGUUAGGAUUUCUGUGAGUUGAAGGCCAAAACACAGGUUGAGAAGCACAUGAAAUACAGCUCUUCCCAGUUCCCUCCUUAUCAGGUGACAUUGGACUAACCCUUUUACUUCGAGGCACCCCACCCACCAUCCCUCAACAGGUCCCCAACUUCCAGUCAGUCCCACUAAAUAAAAAGAAUCAGGAAAAUAAAGGAAAAUAAAAAAAGGUUCAAUUGUGAUACCGAAUAGAGGAGGCGGAACUGAGAUUGUCUGCCACUUGCUUUCGUAUCGGGCAGAUUUUCAUACCAGGAGGGCCCUUCCCGUUUCGAGUACCCGAACAAAAUUGAGAAACCGGUUUGACUGAAGGAAUGGCUAAAAACAGAUCCGGGCAGAAGUCUACAGCCAAGCAAUUCUAUAUAUGUCUGCUCAGAGUUAAAAUCAACUGUGUCCAGUGGGUGUUUUCUCCAUAGGAAGUGUGUUGUAGGAUUGCAGCUGUACUGGCUGAGGCAGUGUCUCUAUCAUUUGAAGCAAACUAAUAGCUGUAUCCAUAUCUUAUGAGUUAAGUAGGGCUCUGCAUGGUUAAAUUGUCAGACCUUUUGAUCAGAAGGGAUGCUUCUGUCAUCUGUCAGCCUCAGCCUCCCUGCCCCCUCUGAGCCUAGUUGCCAUCUUCAUAGUCCUUUUGGGUGGGGGACUGAUUUUCCCAGGAGUUGUGUUGCUUUUCAGAUGCAAGGGCAUGAUUUGGCCUAGAGAGAAUCUUCUAGUUUCCCAAAAGACAUGCACCCGGGUGAAUUAUUUUUUUGUGUCAGGAGCAAUUUGAGAAACUGCAAGCUGCUUCUGGUGUGAGAGAAUAGGCCGUCUGCAAGGACGUUGGCCGGGGAAUGCCUGGAUGUUUUACCAUCCUUGUGGGAGGCUUCUCUCAUGUCUGCAUAUGGGGAGCUGGAGCUGACAGAGGGAGCUCAUCCGCACUCUCUGUCGGCUCCUACUCGGUUGAGAUGAAAACGGAUGUGAUGGAAUCAACAUGGGCUGCAGGCAGUUUUGGAGUCUUCUUGGUGCAAUCGGUGAGAGGAUCAGUGCCCAGUCAUAGUUCUGCGCCUAAUCCGUACUUAUUUCAUAUCGCUCCAAUAUUUGCAGAGGUGAAAUUAAUUUGCCUUGCCGCAGGGAAUAGGGAUAAUACUCAAUCAAAUAGAACCUUGCUGAACGUAGCAUUUGUUGGACUUUCUUAGUUGGUCUGUAGAUUGUUUGUAGGUUGUGUUUCCUCAUCCUCAACCUUGUUUUGUUCCCCACUGAAGAUUUUCAGGGAGGGCUUGGCCGUUGUUCUUUCUGCAAACUCCUGCAUUUGAGAGUAUUUUUCUUUUUGCCCUGGAACAUACUUCUGUGGGCGCCGAGAUCAGUGGGAAAGGAAAUAUAUUGCUGUUUCAACACUUGCACUGCCAAUCAACAGAAAAUAAUGGUUUCUAGAGAAAUAAUCUUCCUGGCUCUAACCUAUCUUGAUAUAAAAAAAAUUUAGUCACUUUUGAUUUAUUUAAAUUAAAAAAAAUGGCUACAGGAAAAAACAGCCUCCAAUCUUUAUCGUCCCGAAAAUCAAAUAAGCUGGAGUAAUUUCAGUAGAGAAAAUGGAUAGGGCCUGGCGUUCUGCUUUUCCAUGCAGUUCUCUUAAUUUAUAGACUGUCAGUGUGUUUUAUUUGCCCAGUAAUUUGAAACUUUGUGUUUUUGAAAAAAGGAAUUUGCAAUGAAAUCACCCCACACACACGCUUCUAAUUGAUGUGGCUUAUUAUAAACUCUUGGAGACACAGCCGCUUGGGAGAUCCAAUCCAUGGAAAUUGCUGGUGCAAAGAACCGGGGAAAAUACAUUUGCAAAAGGCAUGCUGUGUGAUCAAAGAAUGCAUAUGGAUAGGGACUGGGCAUCAGAUGAACAGGAAGGACAGGCCCGGGGCUUGUUUCAGAAAGUGGGAACAUAUCUCUGACCAAUUAAAAGCCCCUUGGCAUUUGUAUUGCUUUGUAAGCAAAGACAUUGCAGUUUGGGUUGCAGUGAGUUUUCCGGGCUGUAUGGCUACGUUCCCGAAGCAUUCUUUGCUGACAUUUCACUCACAUCUAUGGCAGACAUCUACUAACACUGAGGCCUACUAACACUGCGGUUUACCUCACACUGAGGCCUCUCUCAGAAUUUAUUUAUUUAUCGUGUCAGGCAACCGAACAGUUGUAUUACAUUUUUGACAGAACAAACAAACAAACAUACAAAAGACACAGA
Molecule: messenger RNA, 8495 nt
Organism: Anolis sagrei ordinatus
Lineage: Eukaryota; Metazoa; Chordata; Lepidosauria; Squamata; Anolidae
Gene: PCDH19
Product: protocadherin 19
Biological process (GO): homophilic cell-cell adhesion
Cellular component (GO): plasma membrane
Molecular function (GO): calcium ion binding
Source: RefSeq, a predicted model, not a curated record